UGGAGUCGCGCUCGGCGGGUCGGAGCGCUGGCGCUUCCCGAACGCCGCAGGGUGCCCACCAGCCCAGGGCACUCGGAGCAAGGGUCUGCGCGCCUCGCCUGCUGCUCCCGAUGUCGCUGCCCAGCUGCUGAUCGCCGCACCCUCUUCCCGCACCGGUGUAGGACGGUGGAGGCAGGAAGACUGCUUUGCAAAGUGGGCAUGGAGGUAAAUUGUUUAACACUAAAAGACCUGAUCCACCCCAGGCAGUCCAGAUUAGAUUUUGCAAUUGAAGAUGGGGAAAAUGCGCAAAAGGAAAACAUAUUUGUUGAUCGGUCAAGAAUGGCCCAGAAGACUCCGAUAAAAAAUGAACCAAUUGACUUAUCGAAGCAAAAAAUCUUCACUCCAGAACGAAAUCCCAUUACUCCAGUAAAACUUGUUGACAAACAGCAGGCAGAACCAUGGACACCUACAGCCAACCUGAAGAUGCUCAUUAGUGCUGCCAGCCCAGACAUAAGGGACCGAGAGAAGAAAAAAGGUCUCUUCAGACCCAUUGAAAACAAGGAUGAUACGUUUACAGACUCUUUACAGCUUGAUGUUGUUGGGGACAGUGCUGUGGACGAAUUUGAAAAGCAAAGGCCAAGCAGAAAACAGAAAAGCUUAGGACUCCUGUGCCAGAAGUUUCUAGCUCGCUAUCCAAGUUACCCCUUGUCAACUGAGAAAACUACCAUCUCCCUAGAUGAAGUUGCUGUCAGUCUUGGUGUUGAAAGGAGACGCAUCUAUGACAUUGUCAAUGUGCUAGAGUCACUGCAUCUGGUCAGCCGGGUGGCUAAGAAUCAGUAUGGCUGGCAUGGACGACACAGCCUGCCAAAAACCCUGAGGACCCUCCAGAGAUUAGGAGAGGAACAGAAAUAUGAAGAGCAGAUGGCAUACCUCCAACAGAGAGAGCUGGACCUGAUGGAUUAUAAAUUGGGGGAACGUAGAAAAGAUGGUUAUCCAGAUCCCCAAGAUCACCACUUACUGGAUUUCUCUGAACCCGACUAUCCCUCCUCAUCUGCAAACAGUAGAAAAGACAAGUCGCUGAGAAUCAUGAGCCAGAAGUUUGUCAUGCUGUUUCUCGUCUCUAAAACCAAGAUCGUCACUCUGGAUGUGGCUGCCAAAAUACUGAUAGAAGAAAGCCAAGAUACCCCAGACCAUAGCAAAUUCAAAACAAAGGUACGACGCCUCUACGAUAUAGCCAAUGUUCUGACCAGCCUGGCUCUGAUAAAGAAAGUACACGUCACAGAAGAACGAGGCCGCAAACCAGCCUUCAAAUGGAUUGGGCCUGUGGACUUCAGCUCCAAUGAUGAAGAAUUAGUGGAUGUUUCUGCAUCAGUCUUACCAGAAUUGAAAAGAGAAACAGCAUAUAGCCAUAUUCAAAUCUGUGCAAGACAGAGACUGGCUCGUCAUGGUUCUUUUAACACUGUCCAGGCUCCUGAGCGGAUCCAGAGGAAAGUGAACUCAGAACCCAGCAGCCCAUACAGAGAAGAGAAAGUAUCAGGUGGCUACUCCUUAGAAAUUGGAAGUCUAGCUGCUGUCUACAGACAGAAAGUAGGAGACAAUUCACAGGAAAAAGCCUUUGGCAGUAAGAGAGAGCUACCUCCUUCAAGCAUCUUGGACCCUGCUGCUCCUUUCCCUGUCCCCUCGGUGGACUCAGAGUAUCGCGUUAGCCCUUUAGCCCAUCAAGUAUUUCCCAUCGCUCAAACGGACUUGCCAGCGUUCUCCGUGCAGAAUGGUCUGAAUGGACAAGCGGGCACCACGCUUGCUCCAGCAGCCUCUGACGCCGAAUGCACAAAGCCAGCCCUGCUUGCCAGCCAGCCCUUGGUGUACAUGCCCCCCACCUCGCUGUUUAUGCUGUAUGGACGCCUGCAGGAGGGACCAUCUCUAGGGGCAGGGGCAGAGAGGGAUGGCAGAAGCUCAGAAGGCCCCACCCCAGCAGAGCUCUCAUCCGCACUCUCAGCUCAGAAGCGGCUCUGUGAGGAAAGGAAGCCUCAGGAGGAGGAGGAGCCCGCCACCAAAAGACAGAGUAGGGACUACGAAGACGGCCCUCUGUCCCUUGUCAUGCCCAAGAGAUCCUCAGACUCCACAGACCUUACCUCCCCCAAGACCAGGGAUAAUGGGGGCUCUAAUCCCCUUGAGGACAUUCAUGUGAAUGGCCAACUUCCUGCUGCAAAGGAGGCUUCGGGAAAGGCUACUGCAAACUCCUUUGUUUCUUCUGAGUGGGGAACUUCUUUAAGAAAUACAGAUAUUGAAAAGGCUUCAAAAGAAAGUGAAAGCACCAAAGAACCCUCUUUGCUGCAGUAUCUCUACGUGCAGUCUCCAGCUGGAUUGAAUGGUCUCAAUGUGCUCUUACCUGGCAGUCAGACCCCACAUUCUGCCGGGCCGUCUUCAGGUCAGCUGCCAGCCUUCAGUGUCCCGUGCAUGGUCCUACCAUCUCCAACACUGGGCGCUUUUCCUGUCCUCUAUUCUCCGGCCCUGCCUGGGCAGGUUGCUUCUGCCCCUGGCACUCUGCCAAACACAGGACCUGUGAAUUUUGGCUUGCCUGGCCUCGGAUCAACAGCUCAUCUUCUCAUCAGCCCUGCAGCCAUGGUUAAUCCAAAGUCAUCCACACUCCCUUCUGCAGACCCUCAGCUUCAGACCCAGCCUUCGCUUACCCUGAGUCCAGUGAUGUCGAGGUCACACAGCGUUGUCCAACCUGAUUCCCCUGUUUACAUGGGACACCCAGUCUCAGUAGUAAAACUACCACAGUCCCCAGCUCCAGUGACCCCCAAAAGCAUUCAACGCACACAUCGUGAGACAUUUUUCAAGACACCUGGAAGCCUUGGGGAUCCCGUGCUUAGGAGAAGAGAAAGGAGUCAGUCCCGAAAUGCCAGCUCAGCCCAGAGGAGACUAGAAAUCCCCAGCAGUGGCCCUGACUAGCCCAGUGCUUCGCCAGGUGGGGGUGGAUACAACCCCUGGAUUUCCAUGUUGCAGGGAAUUCAUGCGUCCUUCCUGUCUUUCAUCCACUGGUCUGUUAACUUCCCACCAUCAUGACUCAUCUGUUUUCCUGAAGUAAUUAUUAAUCGUGCAUUUGAUACCAGUUAGAGUUGAAACUCUGCAUUGUGUCACAGUGAAAGCACCAACUGACUUUUGUGGUUUCGAUUGGAGAAUCAUCUUAUUGCUGGAAGUAAAUCCAAAUGGGCUACCGGAGCCUUGUGGUUUUUUAAAAGGAGGGCUGUCUAGCACUUAACUAGGGUAAGCAUUCUUGAAAUGUACUUCUACUUGCCCUGAGUAAAUCUGUGGUAAGAGAAACUUCCUUUCUGCAGUUUAAAAAAAGCUACUGCUUCCUCAGGCUUCAUCAGGAAGCCAUCUUCAGUUGUGAAUUCUAUGGUAUUAUUUAUUUUGUUCCUGAAAUGGGAUUUAGUGCAAAAAGUUUACAACUACAGCCUAACACAUAUUUUUCAGGGUAUGACGACUUGAAUGUUUAUACUUUUUUUCUAUGAUUUACCCUGCACUUAUUCUACAAUGUAGUAAUAAUGUGGAUAAAUGUAUACAUGACAAAUGUCAAGACCAAAAUAACUGUGAAUGAUACACCUUACUAUAAAAGAACUGUGCUAACCCUACCUUUGGGCAUGAGAACUAAGACUGAGAAGCAGCUCUUAGCUGCUAGAAUCUUAACCAUGUGAAGGGUGAGGUUUUACUGUCUGUUUAGAAACAUCCUACUGUGUUCAGUCUCCUUCACUCCAUGCCCUUUGUUUAUUUAAAUUUAACUGUAGGGUAUCAGGUGUGGAUGCCUUCUAGCAAUUGCUGUUUGUAAAAUAAAUCAGGGUGGUAGAAUGUAAUUAUAUGGAAAAUUGGAACCUGGAUGACCUUUUGGUUGAAUUCUGAAUAGUGUAGAAAUUGAUAUAGGGCAAUAGGUAAUUCUUUCAUUUUUUACUACUUCAUGUUUGGAAGGAGUAGGAAGGAAAACGGACACAUUAUGCUCAACAUCCAAGGAUAUUCAAACUAUAUGUAUAAGGUACUUCUGAAAAAGAACAAUGAGGGACCAGGUGGUGGCACAGUAGUAAUACAACUGAAUCCACGUGAGAAAGGUCCUGGGUUUGUGUCCUGGGACCUCCCUGAGCACACCAGGCCAGUUGGGACUGGGGCUAGAUCACAGUGAGACGACCUUGUUGGGAGUGCCUGUCUCUCUCUCUCAUGGGAGAAAUUAACUUUUAAAAGCAAUGAUAAAUAAUGAGUGUAGGGGUUUGUUGUUUUAAAGUGAAUACAGUUCUAGAAACUUAGGCACUACCCUUUUGUUACACCACAUUUUAGGGGUUCAUGAAGUAGCCAUACCAGUUCUUUGUAUUCUUAGAUUUAUUGCUAUUAGUCUCACUCUUGUCUCUUGAAUGACGUCUUUUCUUCCUUUCUUCUUUCUCUUUUUUUCAAACUUCUAAGAUUUAGAAUCUUGUCAUAGAGUUUUAUUUUUUGGUUUUGGGCCCAAUAAAAUGUUAUAUGAAAGAAUAAAAAUAUUAACUAAGAGACUCUGGGAGUCUAAGUAGCUUUAUAUUGACAAGAUAAUAUUAACCUUAUUAUCCCCAUGAGGUUUUUGAAAACUUUAGGUAGCCAGCUUAAAUAAAUUUGCUACUUAUAUAAAAUUUUUAUGAACACUAAACUUUUAAAGUUUACAAGAGAGUAUUUUUUCUCUUCCCUACAAUCUUCUCUAGAGUUAGAUUAAAAAUGUGUUUUUAACCAUCACGUGUCUAAUUGCUUAGUAAUGAAUACCCUGAACCAAUCUGAUGGGUUCCUUAUUGAAACAAAGAUAGACCUUUUCUCAGGUGGAUUGCAGGAUACACAGCUUUUCUAUCUGUGCAGGGUAUGUACACUUUAAAUCUGUCACGCUUAAGAUUUCCACUGAGAGGUCUGCAUGUCAAUGGAAACACAACUGGUUUCCCCUCGUUGUUCCUGUAUGCUCUCUACUCAUUUUAACUUUUUUGCUAUCCUAUUGUCUUUUUAUUAUGUCCGUGAUAAGACCACAUUAACCUCGGGAUUCAUGGUUCUUGAGGAGAGUUAAGAAGCAGUCCCAUAAAUGAGAAUAUGAUUUUACCAAGAGAAAACUAAGAACAAUUUUUUGAGAGGUUUUUGCUAUAGGGCGCAUGCGCUUGCCGGAAAGACAGAGAGAGACAGAGAGAC
Tupaia belangeri chinensis (Chinese tree shrew) is the source of this 5166-nucleotide messenger RNA. It is a transcript of the gene E2F7, whose product is annotated as E2F transcription factor 7. Bases 199 to 2934 code for a protein of 911 amino acids. The transcript is spliced from 13 exons. Lineage: Eukaryota; Metazoa; Chordata; Mammalia; Scandentia; Tupaiidae. The record is from RefSeq and is a predicted model, not a curated record. Gene Ontology annotation, cellular component: RNA polymerase II transcription regulator complex. Gene Ontology annotation, biological process: regulation of transcription by RNA polymerase II. Gene Ontology annotation, molecular function: RNA polymerase II cis-regulatory region sequence-specific DNA binding; DNA-binding transcription factor activity, RNA polymerase II-specific.